AUGAGCGCCAUUGCACCUUGCAAGAUCUUCUUCACCAGAAAUGUGCCGUAUGCGCUAGAGCAACUUCGCCAGCGACUUGCCGAAGCCGGUGUCAAUUCAGUCUUAGUAGAAACCUUUCCGUCAGAAGUGAGCCCUAUUUCACGUGAAGAUCUAUUAAAAAAGGUGAAAGGAUGCACGGGUCUGUUCUGCCUGCUGACUGACAAAGUGGAUGACAAAGUUUUGGAUGCUGCUGGUCCUUCGCUCCGUGUAGUUUCCACGAUGUCUGUGGGCUACGAUCACAUUGAUGUGGAGGCCUGCAAAGCUAGGAAUGUGAGGGUGGGCUACACUCCAGAAGUUCUAAGCAACACUACCGCAGAGACAGCCGUUGCGCUAACGUUUGCAGCCAAGCGGCGGCUUUUUCAGUGUGCGACAAGCGCCAAGAACGGCGAGUGGGGUCCCUGGCAACCAUUUCAAUAUUGUGGUUUCGAUAUCACUGGUAGUACAGUCGGCAUUAUUGGGCUUGGACGAAUUGGUACAUCAUACGCACGUAUGCUCAUGAAUGGGUUCAAUUGCAGCAUUCUUUACACGGGACCACGUCCAAAACCUGACGUUGCGAGGUCUCUUGGAGGUGAAGAGGGUUCCGUGAAAUUCGUUGAUAUGGAGACGCUGCUGCGCAGAAGUGACAUUGUAAGUCUGCAUCAACCACUGACGGAAGCUACUCGUUGCAGUUUUAGCAAAAACGAGCUGAAACUAAUGAAAUCAACUGCAGUACUGAUUAAUACGGGCAGGGGGGGACUAGUGGAUCAAGAAGCACUUGUGGAGGCGCUUCAGCAAAAGACGAUCGCGGCUGCUGGUCUAGACGUCACUACCCCAGAACCACUCUCUCCAACCCAUCCUCUGUUAUCGCUCGAUAACUGCAUUGUGAUGCCCCAUAUCGGCUCAGCCACGUUCAAGACUCGCCAAGCCAUGGCGGAUAUCGCUGUUGCUAAUCUUGUUGCUGGUGUUCUAGACAACAAAUUACCGAAUGAGAUUAAAUAG
Molecule: messenger RNA, 1017 nt
Organism: Plasmopara halstedii
Lineage: Eukaryota; Oomycota; Peronosporomycetes; Peronosporales; Peronosporaceae
Product: glyoxylate reductase hydroxypyruvate
Exons: 2
Coding region: 1-1017 (338 amino acids)
Cellular component (GO): cytosol
Molecular function (GO): glyoxylate reductase (NADPH) activity; NAD binding; hydroxypyruvate reductase [NAD(P)H] activity
Source: RefSeq, a predicted model, not a curated record